This is a messenger RNA of Chelonus insularis, 4971 nucleotides long. It is a transcript of the gene spir, whose product is annotated as spire type actin nucleation factor. Gene Ontology annotation, cellular component: cytoplasmic vesicle membrane; cell cortex. The transcript is spliced from 13 exons. Gene Ontology annotation, molecular function: actin binding. The record is from RefSeq and is a predicted model, not a curated record. NCBI's taxonomy places the organism in Eukaryota, Metazoa, Arthropoda, Insecta, Hymenoptera, Braconidae. The coding region runs from base 483 to 3134 and encodes 883 amino acids. Gene Ontology annotation, biological process: cleavage furrow formation; Golgi vesicle transport; actin filament polymerization.
UGAGUUUAUACCUGUACUCUGCAGUCGUACGCAGUGGCUUAUCACGUAGCAUAGUGUGUGUAUAUUGUGAAAAUUAUUUUUAAGAAACAAAAUUGUUAGAAAGAUUUUUUCAUUGCCUUUAUAUUAAUUUACUAGUACUUUAUAAUUCUAUAACAUAAAGAGCUGUGUUUUAUAAUUAAUAUUAAUCAUUUUUCCAACAUUGUCAUUCAAUUCAAUCCAAACUUCUAUACAAAUUUUGACUUUGAUGGGGUUAUAACUCAAAGUUACAUUAGCGGUAAAUUUAACAUCUCGGUUAUUUUAUAAUUUAAACGAACUGUUUACUUUGAAUCAUUAAAACUUAUCAGAUAAUGCUCUAACAAUUAAUUCUUUACAGACUAAACUUUUUUUUGUAAAUAAAUCUUAGAUCUUCCAAACAUUGACAAGUUUAUAUAUUAGUUAUCUUAAAAAAAAAAAUAAAUAAAUAAAAAUAAUAAGAUACUGAAAUGAGUUCUGAAGAAAUAUCAAAAGUUGAAGAUUUCAGUUCAAUAAGACCAACGCCGAUAAAAAGAACACGCAAAAUGAAUUGUAGAUUGAGUAAUGAUGGAACUCUUAAUCUCGAAGAAACCUUACUAUCUUUUAAUGAACCAAUUGGACUGGAACAAGCGUGGGCAAUUUGUCAUCAAAGUGCAAAAUGUCUACUUCAACUUGGACCAAAUAAUCUUCAAGAAUUAACUCAAUUAAGUCAAAUUCUAUUACAUAAAGAUGGUCAUGUAUUGCUUGAUAUACCUCGAGACACUCAAGCAUCAUAUGCAUCUGAAAAAAAGGUCGUUUUUUCCCUUGGGAUGUUAAUAUUCAAGGCUUUGGAUUUUCGAUUAGAUCAAAAAGAAGAACGAAGAUUAUCCUUGGAUUUACAAAAUUUAAUAAAUAUAAUGACAGGCUGUGAUGAAGAAUAUGAACCUGAAGAAAGACUCCAUGAAACUGAUGAUGAAGGUAUUGGUCGUGAUUCCGAGGCUGAAUUAGAUGAACCACAUGAUAAUGGUUCAUAUACACCUAAUCGAGACUAUUGUAGUCUUAAAAAUGUCAUUCAGGUAUGUGUACGACAUGCACAAACAACAGAAGAUCAAGCUGACGUUCAUUAUAUGGCUGUAAUACGAGCAUUCGUUCAUGAGGCCCUUGAAUUGACACAAUUCCUCGAAAAAAUUGCUGUUGAAAGCUUCCAGGAUACUUCAAAUAAUAAAUUAUACAAUUCCGAAUGUAAACAUAUUGUUGCUUCACAACAAUUGGAUACUCUCAGUUACGACGAUUGGACUGACAUAAGGAUUUGGCGAGCGAUACAAGCUCGAUUUUGGGUUCAAGUGAUAGGCGAACUACGGCGUGGGAUUAAAUUAAAAAAAGUUGAAGAAAAUUUAGGAAAACGUGGUAAAACUUCUAGCAAAGGUCGUGGAUCAGAAUAUGAACUAACUCCUUAUGAAAUCCUCAUGAAUGACAUUAAAGAGCGAAGAUAUAAACUUAGAAAAACACCUCCACCAUCGAAACACGUGACAAAAGACGCACGUGCUACAGUCUUAGAAUUUAUUAGAAGUAGACCACCAUUAAAAAAAGCAUCGGAUAGGCAGUUACCACCCAGACGAAAACAAUCAACGAUGCGUGAAUUAUUGAUGGAAAGUAUCAAAAAACCUCCUAGACCUCUAAGAUCUUGUCGAGAACGACAGUUAAAUGAAAAAAAGCCAGAUUAUAUACAGCCUAUGGUGACCACAGAAUCUGGAGAUUUAGGAGUUAAAAAACAACCUAGAAAACUUAUUCCUGUUGAUUUCGAUCUGAAACUUGAUGGUGAAGAAGAUGAUGACGAUGAUGAUGAUGAAGACGACGAGUAUGCGGUGACUAGGUUUGAAGAUGAAGAUGAUCCUCCAUCAGAAAAUCAAAAUCAAAAAGCUAAAUGGUACGGCAAUAAAUCUCAUGUUGAUCUAGAUGAUGAUGAUGACAAAAGUUCUGCAAAUCCAUGGAAAAGAACAGGACGUUUACGUUUAACUCAAAAUGAAUAUCAUCGGUUUUGUGACGCUCAAUUAGAAUCCUACGACUUAGCAACUCAAUGUCCAUCAAGACGGGCUUCAGCACGAAAACACACGGGUCGAUGUAGUACAGCACCAUUUGCAGCAUUUGCGGGAACUUCUUCAGUGCCACAUUCCAGACCACACAGUCGACAACAUGCUGGGGUUUUGAAUCAUGACACUAAAAUGAGUUUAAAUCCUAGUCCUAAUACUAGUCCAAGUAUUAGUCCUCGUGCAAGAGAAAGAAUUCUAAUGAAAUCUCAUACUACAGUAGAGCCUGAUAGAAAUGAUCCAAGUACUGGACAAGCUGAAACUGAACGAAAACCAUCGCUUGGAGAUAUGUUUCUUGAUGAAAGGCUCUCUUUAACUCUUGAAGAAAUAGUCCAUAUCCGUAGUGUGUUAACAAAAGCUGAAUUGGAAUCUUUACCCGUUGAAGGCAGAGUAAAAGAAGACGUUGAAAAGAGGCGUGUUUGUUUUCUGUGUUUAAAAACUCGCUUUGGAAUUCUCGGUCCUUGGGGACAACGAUGCCGAUUAUGUGAAAGAACUGUCUGCGUGAAAUGUUAUUCUAAGAUGCGAAUUCCAACAGAACACUUUGCCCAUGUGCCUGUGGUUUUACUUUCACCUGGGCUAUUACUUUCACCAUCAAAUUCAGAACCAGAUUCUACACGUAGCCCAUGGCCUAGACCUGGUGGUGCAAUUGGUUCAGCGCCAGCUUCUCCAGCUCAUCGACGUCGAGAUCCUUUAUUAAGUAAUGCAACUCCUCUAUCUACUCCGAAUCCUGGUACUCCAGCUGACAAUCUUACUCCUGGAUCUACACCAACAUCCAUUGGACGAAGAGAUGAUCUUUUGUUAGAUAAGAGUAGGUAUCCAAAAGUUGGUGGGAGUCCAAGCAGAAUGACGAGUAGUGCUAUAGGAAAUCUUGGUUCAGGUAUUGGAACAGAACAACGUUUAAUAGCAGAACGUCUUCGAGGAGUAUCUAUGGUAGUCUGUCAUGACUGUCGAAUUAUGGUAAUUCAAAUUAUAAAAAGUUCACGCAGUACUCGCGCAACAAUACGCAACAAUGUAAUAUCACGACUCACACUUAAUCUGUCACCAGCGUACGUUUAAACGAAUAUUAAUCGAUUCAAAACUCAUUCUUGUAGUAUAGGUAGGUGUUACGAUAAUAUUUAAAAUACAUUAUGGCGAUAUUGUAGGUAUUCCAUGGGGCCCAAAGUACGAAGUAUUACUGUAUGGGUAAAAAUUUUUUUUCUCAAUAAUUAAGAAAGAUAAAUUAUUGUCAAAGUAAUAUAAAUUUAUUCAUACGUAUAGAAAUAUUAAAUUAUUUAAUGACUACCAUUCUGAAAAUGAAUGAUAGUUGAUGGCCUAAUUGGUACAUACUUAAAAUGUCACAAAAGAAACGACUACUAGAGUACAAUCUAACUAAAUAAGUCAAUUCACACGACAUACAAUUAUUUAUCAUUAUUUUAAUUAUAUUGUUAUCUUUAAUUGAAUAAAUUGUUAGUGCUUUCUUCGACGAUUCGAAUAAUUUGUAUAAUCUUAUAAAAAUGAACUAUUUACAAGAAUCAUAAAUAAGAGUGAUAUAUUUCUAACUGUAGAGAAAAAUUAUUUUAUUAUCAUUCUCAUUUAUCAUAUUUUUAUUGUAGUUAUUGAGUAUGUUAAACAAAAAAACAACUGAAAAAAUUUAAAUAAUAUAGGAGAAAAUUUAUAAUAAUGGGAAAAAAUUACACGUUAAAAAACAAUGAAAUCUAACAUUACAAUAAGAAUGAAAAUGAAAUGAAAGUUAACGUGAUAGCCCUUAAAUAGUUUCUGGUUGAUCCGGUAUCUAUAUAAAUAUGUAAUGUUGAUCAUUCACAAUGGGCUAAAUAAUAGAUAAUGGAAUUGUCAAGUUGACGUAGUUCCACGCAAUAGGAUUGAGCAUACCUAUUCUUAAUAUCUUGUUGUCAUAACAUCAAAAUUUUUUAUAAUAUUAGUAAACAAUUUAACAAUCUGCAGUCAGUAGAAGAGAAUUAUGUUGAAAAUUAUCAGAGUAAAUUCCAAGUAGUUAAAUAUGUCUAUAAUAAUAUAAGAUAAUUAAUUAUCAGUAGUUCAGUUAGAUAAUGCAAAUAUUUCUUUUGCGUGGUACUGUAAAAAUUUUUGACGGAUAUGGGCAGGCCCCAUCUAAUAUUAUUAAUUAAUGUAAAUCGCCGUUGACUGAAUGCAAAGAAAAUGAUGCGUAUAUAUCAUGUAGCUAAGAGAAAAAAAAAACAAAUAGAAAAACGUAUGAGCAUUUAACCAACAUUUCGUUAAUAAAUAAUUUAAUGUUUGCUGUAUAUUAAUUAAGUAUAAACAUUACCAUUUCUCUUGCUGUCUGAGCCCAGUAUAAAUAAUAAUGACCACUAUAAUAGUUGAUGAUAAUAAAGAUAGAUUUUUGAUUCGAGCGAUAAAAAAUUCAAAGAAAUAUGUAUACAUAUAUGUUUAUCAUUAAAUGAUUUUUUAUUAUAUACAUUUUUGAAAUAAUCAAGCAGUAUGGCGUUGAACUAAUCAACUAGUUAAUAAUGUUUGUUUAUAUUUAUUGAUUUUAAUGUGUCAAUAUUUCAUUGAUAAUUUUUUAAGUAAUUUAUUAUCUGUGUCAUAAUUGUUAUUUAUUAAUUUAUCUCUGUAAUUAUUCUAUAAAAUUGCAACUUAUUUAGCGAAAAAAAUCUAUUAUAUAUUUUUGAUGACUUUUAGUUGAUUUUCAACAUAUUAUUGAAUCUUUAAUUGGUUGAGAAUAUUCAUGAUCCCCUCUGAAAAUAUUACUACUGCUUAAAUAAAAAAAUAAGUUUCUGAUUAAGAAAUAAUUGAAAUACGUAUCAAAAAUACUUUACGAUUAAACAUCAGAUAAUCAACUGAUCGCAUCUACGUUCUACUACAUCUAAAAUUGUAUUAUAAACAAGAGGGAUAAUGUUAAUAUAUUAUUAUACAUAAU